Messenger RNA from Menidia menidia (Atlantic silverside), 2244 nucleotides. NCBI's taxonomy places the organism in Eukaryota, Metazoa, Chordata, Actinopteri, Atheriniformes, Atherinopsidae. The record is from the annotation of a GenBank genome assembly.
AUGGCGGGGACACAGCUGUUUCGGCUGGUUAUCAGUAGGUCGGCAGCCCGCGCGACGUAUCGCGUGCACAGGAGGUACAGCAAGCUGCAGGUGUCUCCAGCUUUAUCUGAGCGACUGCGAGUGUUUGAGUCCUUAAGGGACAAACGAGCAAGUCAGAAAAGACUUGAAGCCACAGAAAAGCCCCUCAGUGUCCACCUGGCUGAUGGCCGGACAGUAAAGGCAACAGCCGGUGUCACCACACCUCACCUUAUUGCACAGAGCGUGCGGAUGAAAGGAGCAUUGGUAGGUAAGGUGAAUGGAGAACUGUGGGAGCUUGGACGACCUCUAGAGGCGGACUGUGAACUACAGCUUUUGGGGUUUGACACAGCUGAGGGCAAACAGGCAGCAUGGAGCACAGGGGCGUGUGUCCUGGGCGGCGUGUUGGAGCGGGUGUUUGGCGCCGAGGUGUACAGAGAAGGAGCGUCAGAACUCGGGCUGUUCUGUGAUCACGUGUUGAACAACGGCCCACUGUCCCUCAGUGACAUGGAGGGGAGGUGUAAGGAGGCAGCAGCUCUCAAACUCCCUUUGUUCAGUCUGGAGCUGAGUUUAGAAGAAGUCAGACAACUCUUCCAGGACAGUAAGCUGAGGCUGCAGCUGGUGGAGGAGCAAAUGAAUGGCUCCACUGUCACCGUGUGCAGGCAUAUGUGGGGACAGCAUAGCAGUGUGCAGCGGGCCCCUCCUGCCACACACAGGCCUCCUCAAAGACUUCAAGAUGCUCCAGUUCAGCGGGAGUCGCUCGGGGUAAAUGGAAUUUUCCUCAUCCUUAUUGAUCCAGCGAGCUGUUUCCAAAGUGGGCUGUCACUGGGCAGACUGGGAUUCCACAACAGCAAGGGGCUGGAAAUAUCAGAGGCAGGAUGUUGUCUCUCAUUUUCCUUUCCCCUUUUUCCGUCUCUUUGUUGGUUCACUGUUUUCUUCCCACCACCCUCUCCGCUCACCACCGCGUCGCCGUCCCAGCUGUCCCCCGUGACCCUGUCCAACCAGAGCGAUGCCCCGGGUUUAACUCGGCUGUUCGGUGUGGCCUUUCCAGGAGAGAAGCAGAGGGAAGAGUGGGAGAGGGAGCAGGAGGAGGCGAGGAGGAGGGACCACAGGCGGAUUGGGACGGACCAGGAGCUGUUUUUUUUCAAUGAGGUCAGUCCAGGAAGCUGCUUCUUCCUGCCCAAAGGAGCCCACAUCUACCAGACCCUCACCGACUUCAUUAAGAGCGAAUACCGGAGGCGAGGCUUCUCCGAGGUCGUGACCCCAACCUUGUACAGCACUGCAUUGUGGGAGCGCUCGGGCCACUGGGAGCACUACAGCGAGAACAUGUUCACCGUGAUGUCAGAGGGCGCUCAGACCUACGCCCUCAAACCCAUGAACUGUCCCGCACACUGCCUCAUGUUCGAGCAGCGCGUGCGCUCGUGGCGGGAGCUCCCCCUCCGCUGGGCCGACUUCGGGGCUCUGCAUCGGAACGAGCUGUCGGGCGCUCUGGGAGGCCUGACUCGUGUCCGGAGGUUCUGCCAGGAUGACGCUCACAUCUUUUGCACACCGGAGCAGCUUGAAGAAGAGAUUGUGUCUUGUUUGGAAUUUGUUCGGAGCGUCUAUCGAGUGUUUGGGUUUUCCUUCCACUGCCUGCUCUCCACACGUCCCACACCGUGCCUGGGGGAGCCUGAACAGUGGGACAAUGCUGAGCAGAUUGACAUCCUGAUCAAAGAUGCAAUUGGCCGUCAACACCAGUGUGCAACAAUCCAACUGGACUUCCAGCUGCCAAUCCGGUUCGACCUUCAGUACGUGGGACCAGACGGCAAGUCGCACAGGCCAGUGAUGAUUCACCGAGCAGUGCUGGGGUCACUGGAGAGGAUGAUUGCGAUAUUGGCUGAAAACUUUGGAGGGAAAUGGCCGCUGUGGUUGUCUCCAGCUCAGGUCGUGGUCAUUCCUGUAGGGGGCAACAGCGAGUCGUACAGCCGACAGGUGGUUCAGCAGUUCCAUGAAGCCGGCUUCAUGGUUGAGUUGAAUGACGAUCAAAGCACCACCCUAAAUAAGAAGAUUCGCUCUGCUCAGCUGGCCCAGUACAACUACAUAUUUGUGGUGGGAGAUAAGGAGUGCGAGAGUGGAACGGUGAAUGUCAGGAGCAGAGGGGGUAGGCAGCUGGGCAGGAGGCCGACAGAGGAGGUGCUGAGGUCGCUCACACUCCUACGAGACACAAGGAGUAACCAGGAUGAGUUCUGA